Molecule: messenger RNA, 5081 nt
Organism: Carica papaya (papaya)
Lineage: Eukaryota; Viridiplantae; Streptophyta; Magnoliopsida; Brassicales; Caricaceae
Source: RefSeq, a predicted model, not a curated record
UCCAAAUAGGGAAGAGAGAGGAAGACGAGACUGUCUGUCGCCAAGCGGGAGAAGAGAAAAGUUAUCAGAAAGAGGGGAAGGACCGGCGUUCGGCGACGUCGAAAGGUCCGGCGAUCGGAUGGUUGGAAAUCUUCAAUUGAUUUGUCUACAAACGAGGACUUGACUGACAACCAAGAAGAACGAGGUGAAGAGGAAGGAUUGAAUCUCGGUGGUUCUUUUGUUGCCUUCUUUUUUCUCGUUAUGAUUUGAAGAUUUGUUUGAAAGAGAGAGGUUACUGUGAUUCAAAUCUCAUCAGAAGUUCCAUCAAAUCUCUAAUCGCGUGCGAUUUUGAUUUAAAACAAAAACAGGUAUUGAAAAACCCUAGUUUUUGAUUUUUACGCUUUGUUUGUGGUUAAUUUUCCCUCGAGCAUAGGAGAUUUUGUGCUUCGAAAUCUACGAUUCGCUCUGGAUUUGUUUGAUGUACCUCAUUUAUUGUCGGCUGCGAAAAGGAUUGAAAAUCCUCUAUGACUGAGCAGGAUUUACUUUUGACGAGCACAACUGAAGGAUUAGGGUUUUUCAAGGGCCAUAGUGGAUCAUGAGAUGUGAUUUCUGGCGGAGAUUCCCAUAUAUUAGUCUUAGAAACAAGCUAUAUAUCGCGAUAUAUCACCGUUUCUUGUGAUUAUCAACAUUACUGAAGCCUUAGUUUUCUGCUAAAGCGUGAGAUCUACUCGGCUUUUGGAGUUUUGAGAUGAAACAUUGAACGCAAUACUGAUCUGCUUCUUAUGUGACUUUAUAUGCAUGACAAAGGCAGUUGUGCCGGCUGGCUUCUAUGUAACUACAACGGAAAUGGAAUAAUUAGAUUUUAGGAAUCACUCUCGAUUUGCAGGAGCAAAAUGGUGACUGAGAAAGGUGUUAAUUUGUCUUCUAAACUUGUUGCUUUUCAAUCGGGACAUGAUAUCUCAUGUUUGUUUGAUUCUGUCUACAUGCUUUGCAAUAUAUGGAGCCGCAUAUACUUUUAUGCUGGGGAUUAUAAGCAAUUGAAAUUUUGUUCUAGAACAGAGGAAGGUAGGGGGAGGCUUUGUUGCUUAGAUCCUUUUUGGCCUGGGCUUUUAUUCGAAAAGGAAAAUUGCAACUGGAUUCAAGAUUAGGAGGGGUUGUGAUAUCUUCCAUAAUGGGUUCUGAUGUUUCGGAUGCACUUUGGCAACCUUUGGUUACAUGAUGGAGUAGAACGGGAUCUUAUGAAAUGACAGCUAGUCAAAAUGCGGAAAGCAACCUUUAGAUAAAAAUUACAUGCUCAGUUACACUCGUUUUUGGGUGUUAACUCUAUGUAGUUUGAAUUGUGAACCCUUCCUAGUUUCUUUAUGUUUUAUUGCUCUUAAUUAUAUGGUUGUGAAGAAGCCUGGUUCCAAGUAUAAGGAACCCAGUAUGUUCAAUGCCACAUUCACAAUUGAUGGAGCAUUUGCUGGCCUUCAAAACUUGUUAACACAUUCUGCCUCAAGGUGAUAAAAUUAAGGUGGCAACUAAAGGCUAAUGUUCCUGUGAUCUGUUCAGGGAAUUUGUUCUGCUAAUUGGUGUGACAAUUGUGCAACUGAUUUAGCAGUAUGAUGAGUACAGUGGGUGUGGAACAUGCAAAAUUUGUAAAUCCUGACUUGACUUGGAAGACGGUGACCAAGGGAAACAGGAGUGUGACUAGGCGCACUAGGAAACAAGUCACUGGAAGUACAAUUGGGGUAAUGGAGGCAACUAAUGGCUGUGCAAGGGGGGCUGAGAGCACAACAGUUUCGGAAUCUGAGAAGGUUGGUGUUGCUGUCCUUGGACGGCGCUUCACAGACAAAGUAGAGCAGUUACCAAUAAAGAAACGAAGAUUUGUAUUUCGAUCUCCAUCACCUCCACCACUACGGACUCUCUCUGCACAUAUUGAAAUUCCUGAAGAUUUUGUACUACCUUGUCAACAGGCUUCAGGCCGACCUUGUUGGAACUCGAACUUUGGGAGAAAGCCAUCAAGAACUGAGAUGCUUACAACUGAGAAACUUGAUGGUGUUGGAGACUUCUCUGGUAUUGAGAUGCUUGCAACUGUGGCUUGUGAUAGUGGUGUGGUUGAUGGUAUUGACUAUGCAGAGGGAAAUGACUCGGCAGGAGAAUCAACAGAAGGAGAACCUAACUCAUUGGCUUGUUCUAUUCCUAUGGAAGAAAAUAAUGUAUCUCUAGAGACAGCUUCUCUCUCCAUUAAAGAUAUAAUGUGCGAAGAUCAUGUGGAAAAUUCAGCUUUUCAGGAAAAUUGUGCCGCUGUCUCGCGCAAACCUUCUGCUGAUCAGGAUGACAGAAAGGUUGAAAAGUCUGGGUCCCCAAGAGAUGACAGGUCCCAUUGGGAUUUAAAUCUGUCAAUGGAUGCCUGGGAGCAACCUUCUACUGUUGGCCAAGAUGAUUGCCAAAGGUUUGUAAGAGAUUUCUCUGCAAACAGGACCAGAGCACUGCAGGUUCCGCAAGAUUGUGAGGUUCAGAAGGAGUCUCUUGGUGAUAACCAUGAUACAUUUGAAAAAACUGCUGCAUCUGAUCUGCCAAAUAAUGUUUCUAGUUUGACAGAGUUAAUAGACUUGCCUGGUCAGCUAAAUGGUUUUGAUAGAGAGGAACAUAAAUUUGAAGGAUGUGCUGAUGUUUCCAUGAACCAUGAUGGAUGUGUUCCAACACCAGUAGGUAAUUCUGAGGAGCCUUCUCUCUCAUUCAUUAUUGAUACUGAUGGAUCGACACAGGUUGGAAGCAUGGAUCCAUGUGUUGAUUCUUCCACCUGCCCUAAUGUUGGAAGUGAGAAAUUAUAUGAGGAAAAUAAAAGUUCACCCAGUAAUGCUAAUGUUAAUGAGGGGACUGAAGUUGGCAAACUCUUGUGUGCAGAAAAUGUUCAGGUGGAAGAGUCUGAUGUUGCAUCUCCCUUUGUGCCAGUAAUGGAGAAAGUUACAUGUGAGAUUGACAGGCCUACUCUCGAUGGGGAUGGUGGCUUAAAUGUUGAGAAGGGUUGUGAUGAAGAGAUCACAGGGAGUCUCCACUCUGUCAGUUCUGCAAUGAAUAGGGAUUCUAUACAAUGUCAUUUGCAUUCUUAUAACGAUUCUUUUAGUUCUGGGCGAUUGAGACCAAAAAGUGUUAUUGAGAGCCGUGAUGGGGAAUUGAGGGAAACAAGUCCAUGCUGGGAGGAAAAUGAUUUUGAGGGUGAGGAAAUUGAACAGGUGAACUAUGAGUCUGAUGAAGAGAAAUUAUGUCACACAGCAGAAAUUAGUGAAACAAAGAUGGGGGUUGAGAAAAAAGGACAUGGUUCAGAAUCUGAGGACAUGGUUAAGAAAACUGCAUCUGUCAUCGGAGAUGCUUUGAGAGGGAGCUCAGCAGGAUCCAUGGAAAUGGCUGAUGCCAGCAAGAUAAAGAAGAAUGCUGUUGUUUGUAGAGAUGGUUCUGAUGUCAAGUGUUGUUCUUCUAGAUUGGUUGAAUUGAAGGCAUCCAAGAGGGAGAUGCUUCCAAGGGUUGAUGAGCCAUUAUCCUCUGAUGGCAUACAGAGGAGCAGGUCUGAUGUUUUUGGUGAUUCAUGUCGCCGGGAUGAAAGGGAUGUUGGCUCUGACAAAUUCAUGGGAAGAGAUAGAUCUGCUUUACAUGUGCGUGGCAGAAGCCCAGGAGGUGGUCAGUUUGUCAGUUCUCCUAUGGGUUAUUGGGAUUCUAGACGACGUCAUUCACCUAUUUAUAGCAGUUCUUAUGAUGUCGGACGCCCCAGACCCAGAAGUGUUAUUGAGAGUCAUGUCGGCUCAGAUACUACUGUAUCAGGAUCUGCAAGGGUUUCUGGACCUGACAACAUUCGAAGGCAAUUCUUAACCUCUUCAUCAAAUGGUGUUUACCGGGGCCUAGGGAGGAGAUCAUCUCUGGCAAACCCAGAUGACACAAAUGCUAUGCAUACUGGAAUUUUACAUGAAAGAGACACUAGUCCUGGUAGGACUAGGGUUAGAAGAUAUCAACAAGGAGCGAGUAGAGGUUUCAGAGAUAGAACCAUGCCUGAAGAUUCCACUGAAUUUUCUGGUCGCAUGCCUUAUCGGAUAGCAAGAAGAGAAAGAAGUAUCUCUCCCUUCAGUGGAGGAAGACUUAAUUAUGGUCAACCAUACAAGAAAUCUCGAUCAAGUUCGAGGGCUCAUUCCCCUAUUGCCUGGCGACGAACUAAAUCUCCGAAUUUUAAGCAGGAUCCUAGAAUGGAAAGAGUCAGAUUACCAUUUCAGAAGCGCUUCGCUUCAGAUUGUGAGGAAGAUUUGAUGUCUCCUCCAAGAAAUCGAUUCUCACCCCAUCGUUAUUCCAGGUGGUUUGAGGAUCGGAACCUGGAAAAUUUUAGGGGCAGGAAAUCACCUAUGAGAAUUUUUCGUCAGAGCCAAAGGUUUGGGCCAGCCCGAUCUGUUAGAAGACCGAACUCUGAUGAUUGCUUCAGACCCCUGAUACGAUCCAGAAGAUUUCCUGAUAUGGCUGGUGGUAGCAGGACAUGUAAAUAUGAAGGCAGUGAUGAUGACAAACAUGGGAACAGGUAUGAGAUGAUUCAUCCUGUGAGGCGUUUCGAAUCAGAUGGUGUUGUGCAAAUUUUCGAUACAAUGGAGAGAACUCCAAUGUGGGAAUGACUUCUGAUUUUGAUGACCGCAAAAAGGGUGCUGCUGGGAGGCCUGGGGUUGCACUAAGAUUAACUGGUGAAGAGAUGUUAUUUAAGAUACACAUAUGAAUAGAUGCAGUUCAUUUGCAGUAGUGAAAAGAAAUGCAUAGCUUGAAAGAAUUCCAUGUUGGCUGCAAUCUCUUAGCUUCCUGGUGGAUUAAAAUUUGUUCCCUCUCGAAUACAUUUAAUUUUCGUUCCGACAAAAGGAAUGUCAGGGGCUCAGAUCAAUUUUGUCUCUCAUGGUGUUCUUGGGUAACUUUUCUAUCCGGUCUCAGAAUUUUUUAGAGUUUCUGUAGGUCUGAUAGGGCACAUUUUUUUUUUUUUCUAUAAAUGUUUUUCCUUUUCCUUUUCUUUAAGAUCAUUUUCCUGAUGUUCUUUAGUUGUUUUCAGUAUCUACUUCCAUAUUAUGAUUAAUGAAAAAAAAAAUCAAAUGGUUUUUUUG